CUUUGAGCUUAAACUUAUUCUAGUAUUCGGGGUUAUACAUGACAAUGAAAAAAUAUAUUUAGUAAGCCUGAUCAAUCUACUCUAAUCUGGGACUAUGGAGAGCAACAACAAAUGUUGUAAGCACUUUAAGGACCAUGGGGCGUCGAAUCCACCACAAUUCAAAGAGCACAAGGAGCUUAAAUUAAGGGACCAAAAAUACCAUUAUCGCAAGGAACGAAUGAAGUCUACAGAGAAUGUGCCUAAGUCCUACAAACAUAAUUAUACGACAAAUCAAAAUCAGAUAAGGCAGGACUAUCAUUGCGAUCAUAAAAAUCAUUCGUGCGAGGAUCGUAAGUCUCCUCUUAGCCAUGAACACCGUGCUCAAUACUCGUUUUCAAAAAAAUGUUUCAAUUUUAAUUAUCACCCGGCACAAAAUCAGCAGCGGAAACACCAGUCGAAGUUUAAGGUGAUGAUGGAACCGAGUUCAAAUUACACACCCAAGCAUCCAAUUGAUCCAGCAUAUCUCCUUAAUGAUGGAAAAAGGCAGAACAUAGAACACAGUUGUGGGGACUACCUCCUCUAUAAGAAUCUUAACUAUGAACCGGACCCAUCUAGUAAAAGUGAGCACUGUGGGGUGGAGGGUGGUUGUAAUAACAUAACCCCACUUCGUUUAAACCACCACCAGAAGCAAAAGAAAGACUCCUUUGACUACCUUAAUGCGGCUAAAGCUCAUUGCCAGGCUGCUUCCGAACGAUUCCAGAAUAAGUUCCCUUCAUGCAGUAAGUGUUCCUCCUCCAACGAAUCCCAAUCGAAACCAUCCAGCAUAACCGUGAUCAGUGCGAAAAGCGGAGACGAUCUCAGAGCGGCAGUUCGGUCCCAAAUAGAAGUCCAAGAGGCCUUGAAUGCGUUUACACUUGAAGUGAAGGAUAAAAGGGAGGAAGUACCAUCCGAAGAGAAACGCAGUAACAAGCCCAAAAAGAGCAGAAAAAUUACGUCUUAUACGCAAGCCGAGAAAGUGGAUUCCACUGCCGAAAAAGCCCAAUCAGGUACCCCAAGGGUAGAUGAUUUAGAACUCGUGGAUCUAAGUGACAGUCCUAUUGAUGUCGCUAUUAGCAAGGUGGAUGUUAGUGACAGUCCUAAUGAUGCCGCUAUUAGGAAAGUGGAUGUAAUUUACAGUCCUAGUUAUGCAGACAUUAACAAAGUAAUUGACCCGGUUAUCAGGAACGUUCAGCGCAUGUAUCUAAACACUCUGAAAGACGAAAUGUCUCUUAUCGAGUAUUUAGUUACGGUCCCGGAAUUAAUUAAAAAAGCUUAUGAGCGUCCACUCGCUGAAAAAGAGCAACAAAUAACAAGGGAGUGUUACAAGCACAUUUGAAUUCUAUUUAUUCAAUGUUUAUAUAU
Molecule: messenger RNA, 1380 nt
Organism: Drosophila simulans
Lineage: Eukaryota; Metazoa; Arthropoda; Insecta; Diptera; Drosophilidae
Exons: 3
Coding region: 95-1354 (419 amino acids)
Source: RefSeq, a predicted model, not a curated record